AUGACAGGCGCCGAAUAUUUACAAGUUUAUUUGUAUGUGUAUAUUUUUAUACGCACAGUAAACGAAUAUGCAAUGGAGUUGUCACGGAUAUUGGUCAAUUUGAUAAUAACUGUAGUGAAUUUUGGUGUGUCUACAUCGAGUCUCUAUGAAGAAAAAGGUGCUGGUGGUCAGACGUUGCCAAAGGCAGCAACAUUUCACUUUCCUGAGUAUGCUUACAAGGAGACUAGCAAAAAUGAAAUUCUAUAUCACGAAUUCGAGACAGCAUGUGAACGGAAUACUCUAUGCGAAAACUUGGAAGCUGUUGUGAAGAAAUCAUGUGUGCGGCGAUGUAUUUCGUAUACUUGCUAUCAGGAUAUUUACGGAUUCGAUGAGCUUGAAGAGGGCGAGAUUGACGUUCGUCUGAAUUCUUUUAAGGGAUGUGUAAUUCAGCGCACUGGAAAAAACCACCGCCGUUAUCCGAGCACACAGGGAUUAUUAUUUAACCGCUUCGAUUUAGGAGAGUUUUUCUUCAAUGUGCAGUGGAAAUUAACCAAUUUUCUAAAAAAUAUGCUUUAGCAAAUUUUUACAUUAAAUCUGGUGUUUUAUAUCAAAGAAUAAAGGAGUAACUUAUCAAUUCUCAUGAAAGAUA
Molecule: messenger RNA, 628 nt
Organism: Bactrocera dorsalis (oriental fruit fly)
Lineage: Eukaryota; Metazoa; Arthropoda; Insecta; Diptera; Tephritidae
Exons: 3
Coding region: 1-555 (184 amino acids)
Source: RefSeq, a predicted model, not a curated record